This is a messenger RNA of Leptinotarsa decemlineata (Colorado potato beetle), 1442 nucleotides long. Its product is annotated as salivary peroxidase/catechol oxidase. Gene Ontology annotation, biological process: response to oxidative stress. Lineage: Eukaryota; Metazoa; Arthropoda; Insecta; Coleoptera; Chrysomelidae. Gene Ontology annotation, molecular function: peroxidase activity; heme binding. The record is from RefSeq and is a predicted model, not a curated record.
UUGUGUUUUGCUUCUGCAAUUUCCUUUCUCAUUUCAUAUUUCAGUAUAUCCAGUCAAAGGUAAUCUCGUUUUUCAGUUCAUUCCAACCACUCCAUUGAGUGCUGCAACAGAAAUGGUUUCAAUUUAGCUCCGAGAUACCUUCAUCCAUUUUGCUUUCCUAUUUCAAUACCACAAGAAGACAGUUACUAUUCCGAACAUAGAAUACAAUGUAUGAGUUACGUCAAAUCUCUGCCUGCCAUUCGAUCGGAUUGCACUCUUGGACCCAACGAACAGAUCAAUCAAGCUACCCAUUAUCUUGAUGGUUCGCAAAUAUAUGGAGCAACUUUCGAGAAAUCUUCAAACUUGCGUACACAUGUCGAUGGAAAAUUAAAAGCCAUAACAAUACAAGGAGAAGAAUAUCUUCCUUUGUCGGCCAAUCCCACUGAAGAUUGUCAGGUUGACACAAACACAUCUCUUUGCUUCAUUUCCGGUGACCCAAGAGUCAAUUUCCUACCACACCUUACUGUAUUGCAUACCUUGAUUAUGAGGGAACACAAUAGGAUAGCAAAAGAUUUGGCUUCAGUGAACGGUGAUUGGGAUGAUGAGACUACUUUUCAAGAAACCAGGAGAAUUGUAAUUGCAGAGUUACAACAUAUAACCUAUAACGAAUGGUUGCCUCAAGUUCUGGAUCCGAAUAGUUUAGAGAAAAUUCACAGGGCAGUUUACGAUGAGAAAAUCGAUCCCAGAGUUAGCAAUAGUUUUGCUACCGCUGCCUUGAGGGCGUUUAUUUCUAUGAUUUCCGAAAAUAUAAGGUGAUCAACAGAUAUUCAGCCAAUGGAUCCUACGGUUAUGAUGUACUCAGCUUAGAUAUCCAAAGAGGUCGUGACCAUGGGUUACCCAGUUAUAACGAUUUCAGACGUCUAUGUGGGCUUAUUGAGCUGAGCAGUUUUGUAGAAAACGCAGAUCAUAUAGGCCAAAAGAACCUAAAAGCUUUGCAAAAACUUUACUCACAUCCCAACGACGUGGACCUAAUUAUUGGCGGCCUGAUGGAAGAACCCAAACCCUUACUGGGUCCAACUUUCUCCUGUAUCAUCGAAGAUCAAAUGAUUCGUUCCAAAAAAGGAGAUCGAUACUUCUACACCAAUCAGGACCAACCUAAUGCUUUCAGCGAUCUACAGUUGAAAGAGAUCCAGAAAGUGUCGCUUGCUAGAAUAAUUUGCGACAAUGCGAAAGAAAUAGAAUCGAUGCAACCUAAUGUGUUUGAGAAGAUUGGUGAGAGGAAUAAUCUGGUACCCUGUGACAGUGAGUAUAUACCAAAAAUGAGUCUCGUACCAUGGAUGGACAACAGAGAGAGAUAUUAUAAUUGAUACGGCAAAAAAUGUGUAAAUUGUUUCAUAAUCUUCUCAGAUCAAAUUUAAAUAUAAAUAAUUCUCUUGUCAAUAAAUUGAUGGAUGUAGCCGUUA